AUGAUCCGAUACAAGGCUAAUGCCGUGUCUCACGCCCAGGAACUCCGUCACACGCCACUUGCAGGUAUGUUCAUGGACGAGGUUCCUAUCGCAGAGCGAUCGCCGGCAGGGAGGAUAUUACAUCUCCAUAGUGUCUCACGCCAACAGCAGAGCUUGGACGGGGUCAAAAGUACUAUCGAGAUCAAGAUCGAUCGAUCAAAUAUACCCAAGUUUUCCGCGGACCCUGAGAUGCAAGAUGCAAGAUUAAUUAUUCAGUGGAUCUGGGAAGAGUACUCUGUUGAUUUCAAAAAACCUAAGAAUAUGGGGACACGAGACCUCGCUAAAUCGCAGUCCAAUUUCGCAGACGACUCCAUCGUUGAUGCGCAAGACUCCAUCGUUGAUGCGCAAGACUCCGGAGCGUCGGAAUUGCGCAGCAAACCAGGGGCAUCGGUUUGCAGGAUUCUGUCCAGCAACAGGGCCCACUCAUUGCCGAUCGACCUCGUCACACCAAUCGAACCUCGUGCGGAAAUUGGGAGCUCCAUACUGCAUCCCACAUCCCACCACGUCCAUCCCGAGGGCGUUUCUAGCCUUCCUGGCCGGCAUUUGAUCCCCAUCCCACUCCUUCUCAUUGGGCUUGCCUUGACCGACUGGGGCCUGGCGCGGCGACCUCCCGAACCUUCCCAAGAUAGAAAACAAAUAACUGGAAAAGAAAGAGAGAGAGAAACGCCUAGCGCGAGAGAGGCCGCUGCCAUGGCUGGCCACAGAGACAUUCGGUCAUGUGGACCCUCUAUGCGUCAGGCCCGUCUGAAAUACCUGCGCAACCAUGCACUGGACGUUGGAUUCGGAGAAACGGUCGACUAG
This is a messenger RNA of Penicillium atrosanguineum, 840 nucleotides long. RefSeq lists its product as uncharacterized. Bases 1 to 840 code for a protein of 279 amino acids. The transcript is spliced from 2 exons. Lineage: Eukaryota; Fungi; Ascomycota; Eurotiomycetes; Eurotiales; Aspergillaceae. The record is from RefSeq and is a predicted model, not a curated record.